Amoebophrya sp. A120 is the source of this 4538-nucleotide messenger RNA. Lineage: Eukaryota; Dinophyceae; Syndiniales; Amoebophryaceae. The record is from the annotation of a GenBank genome assembly.
AGGACUAGAUUUUUACUAAAGCUUUUCAAUAAGCCUAACGGUAUCUGUCUAAAGAUUUACCGACCUUCAACCUUUGAGCGCGGACCUUCCUUGCCGACACAUGGGUGGUACACUGUGUAAAUUCUAUAGUGCAGUGCCAGUACCGAAGAUUGAAUCUCAGUUGUGAAUUUUUUCUACACGAGGACGUCGGAACCACGCGAAGUGGUCCUUGUUUGUUUUCUAUCUCGUUUAUUUUCAUUCGUACUAUUCGUUUCCUUCCGCACCGAACCAAAAGCUGAAGCUCUGCCUAUGUCAGUUGUUCAAGGAAGUAGAAUCCAGAAGCACAUCACGUCCUCUCGGGAGGACCGUGCGAGAACCGUGCACCACUUUUUUUGAAACGCGGCCCCGCCCCUUCUUUGUUGAUAAGUCAAUCGAACACGAAUUGUUCGGUAAAAAAAGUCUAGUUACAAGACGAGCCCCUUACUUCGCCGCCCAAGCCGCGGAAUAAAACGAAAAGCAUGUUACCUUUAGCAGCAGCACUGGCAGUUUUUUCCGCAACUUGUCCAAUCUCCUCCAUGGCCGCCGAUUUGGGCAAAGCUAAUAAAGCUGGCGGCGCAACUUCUGCGGAGAAAAACAUUCCGACUCUCGGUGGUACUACAGGAGCUGCUGCUCCGGUCGCGUUUUACCAUGACCCGGAGUUGUCCAGCACAUCGGGCGCCGGUGGCGGGAGCAGUACUACUACAACGUCGGGUCAUCAAGUAGAUUCAUCGGUCUCCACGCCCUACACACCUUCUCUCGAAGCUGCGCGGUUUGCAGCGGCGUUUACAACGCCUGGAAGUGGGCAGGGAUCAAACCAGCAACAUCUUCACCACACGAUGUUCCACUCCGGUGGUUCUUCCUCCGCCUCCUCUUCGAGCAAGGAUUUACCGCAACGCAUUCUCCCUCCGCAAGACGCCACCAGCCAAGGUUUUUACCAGGGUGCCAUGGAUGCCGCUUUGGCCGGUCACCCGGUGAUCAAACCCCAGUCGUUUUCCUUUGUGGAGCACAUGAUGCGGACCGGGGGGUUCUUCAACAGCCACAUUCCGCAGUCUAGUACCCAGAUGACCAUCAACAUUCAGGUGCAUUUGGACGAGUUACCCGACCGGGACCAGCUGAAGGAAUUACUACGGGAACAGUGGGUGAAAAAGCACGCGCGGGUUCGCAGCGUAGCGCAUCCGCAAACAGGCGUAUUCACUAUGCUUCCGGAGUUCGAACCCGAGGGGGCGGUCUUGGAUUGGGACUACCACUUGAAGGGCCCGAUUCAUUUGGACCAGAACGAGAAUGAAGAGGAGAACAUGACCGUGACGGAUUUUGUCUCUCUGUUGUAUCAAGGACGAUACGACAAAACGGGAAAAACGCGGGUGCGAGGAGGUCUGAAGAUGAAAAACAACAUCUUUCGCGAUCCACGCGGCAACGCCGCGAGGAAGGACAGCGGUUUGUCUUUUUCCGAUUUAGCGUCCCAAAACGCGGAGCUGGACCCGUGGCAGCCGUUGUGGCAGGUGUGGAUGUUGCGGGGGAAGCCGGGGGCGGCGUUUUCGGCUAGGAUUGACUUGCUCGAGCCGAAGUACAAGCGUGUGAACAUUUUGAUCUUUCGCGUGCACCACGCUUUGGCCGACGGACUGCGGAUCGCGCUUGCGGGGUCGAGCGGAUUCGUGACCCAGCCGGACGGCAGCCCCGCGGAUUUCGGGAAAUUUAUCGAGGAACAGAAGCAGAAAUUUCUAGCGAAAAUGGCCGGGAAAAAAGUUGAUAAUGAUCCGGAAACAACAAGACCUGAAGUGAGCUCAUCUUCGUGUUCCGCAGGCGGUCCUGAAGGCCACCGUGCCAGAAACAAGACCUGCUCCAUGAGCAGCUUCAAGCUCCUGAACGCUUUGACGAUGGAUCUGCGCAAACUGCCCGGCCGCCUCCUCAACUUCGCUGGCAGUCUCGGCGCGCUCGCCCAGCACAUGUUUUUCCUGCCGAAGCAAACCUUGACCACCUUCUCCGGUAGAAAAACCAGCACUGACCACAUGUGCGAGGGUUUGACGAAACGAAAGUUUCUGUACUUUCCGACGUUAGAUUUGGACAUCGUGAAACUCGUGAAGAACAUUCUUUCCCGUCCGGAAGACCCGGCGAGGGUGUACUGGGAGCCGGAACAGGAGGACUUGAUCGGUAAUGGAAGCCGACAUUCCACUGCGAAGACGUCUAAUAAAGGGGCCGCAAAAGCUGGCUUGCGGCUGCGGCGACCGCUGUCGCCGAGGCAGCUAGCGGAACUGGAGAUGAACAGGACGAGUGGGGGGCGACAGGGAACAAGUGGCGCUGCUGGUUCUAGUCCUGCUACUGGCAGUGGCAACACGAACACAAUCGCUCCUGGGGAAGCAACACCCGCCGCUUCUCCCCAGCACAACGCGGGACAAGGAGCUUCUGGUGCACGACCCUCGAACCUGCAGUCCAGGACAACCGGCCUCCCCCGCAUGGUUUCGAGAACGGUCCGCGCGCUGUCCCGGAGCCCGGAGUUUCUAAAACGCUUUUUUGGAAAUUUGUUGCGGAAAACGUACAACAAAAUCGCCGCGGCCCGGAAGGCGCCGAACGUGAUCUCUGUGAAUGACGUUUUGCAGAGCUGCCUGUACGGUGCGAUCGCGCGCUACAUGCUAGAAACCCGGCAGGACCCGGCGGUCGGGGGGAAUGGGGAGGACGACGGAACCGGAAGCGGGGAUGACGGUAGUGGCAGUGACUGGACCAUGAGCAGUGGUGAAAAUCAAAAAAAAUUGGUGUUGCAGCGCAUGAAAGAGCAAGCCGCGGGAGUGAAGAAGCCAGUGAACAAUGAUGACCAAGAGGAUCACUUCACAGUGUCGCCUUCCGCGCUCCUGCUCCCCUCCUCUUCGUCGUCUUCCACCGAUAAGAAUGUGGUCGUCGGCGGAGCUGCAACUGCUGCCCUUCCAAACAUCAAACCGGGAAAAACCAGCUUUGUCCAGAAGUGCCUCGCCCGGCUGAAAUCCUGCGCAGUUAGUCGGAAAAAGACCGUAAAACUGCACUCCGCCACCUUCAUGGGGUUUCCGGACAUGAGUACUUCUGUGCCGAAAGGGCAGGGAGAGUCAACAUCUUCCUAUCAUAAUGUGCAAGAAAAGGUGUCGGCGCCGUAGUACUGACUUCUCUCGCACUUAUGCAUGACACGUUGCACGACCAGUUUUGGAGUUGAAAAAAUUUGUAAUGCAGCUAUUUAUACUAAAAAAAAAAACUAAGACCGGCUACAACGACACUGUUCCUUUUGCAAUGCAUACUUCCCAAUCCGUGUCUUCCUUCGUGGACAAGGAGAACAAAAAGCAGAACCAGCUCUACAACGACUGGGUGACCUGUCUCGGCGCGUCGAUUCCGGUGUGGAACACGAAGCAGCACCGGCUCUACACCCCGCUCGAGCGGUUAACUCUGACUAAACAGUCCGGGGACUGGUACAAGUCCCACGCGUACCCCUUCGUGCUCCGGUGGCUGUUGCGCAACGCGCUGUGGUAUCGACAGUAAAUGAUUUCCCGUACUACACGUACAAAUGCGGUCUUCGCAUGACAAAACUUGGCUUCGAUCCUAGUUUAGCAUGACAAGUUUUUCGCUCCAAAUUCGUGAAAUUUGUGAUGCAUCUUGUACACGUACGGAAAAUUUGUACUGCAUAUGUGGAUGCUGGGCCCGUUUGCCAACCGGCAGGUUUUGUCGCACUGCUUCUCGCGGCACAGCCUGCUCUUGUCCAACGUGCCGGGGUACAACGACGGCCCGAUCAAUUUGCUGGGCAAGCGCGUGCAGGCGAUUUACGUGCCGAUGCCCCAGAUUCUGAACUACGCCAUGAUCUUGACCUACAACCAAAAAGUUUUCGUCACCAUGGCCGUGAACGAGAUCACGGUGACGAAAUCGGACACGAUCCUGAAGCAUUUCCGGGCGGAAUUCACGGAAUUGGUGCACGCGGCGUGGGAGAAAACGGAGGACGAAGCGGAGCGGGAGAAGCUAGCUGCGUUUUUGCUCGCGGAGGAGAGUUCGACUUUUGCGGCGGAGGGAGAAGAUCUUCAUGAAGGGGGUGAAAGCUGUGAAGAUGAGCGGGACACUUUCUCUGCGGCGGGAUUAGCGUCGCAAAUGAUGGGAAGAGGAGUCAGUGAAGAUUACGAGAAGUUGUAGAAGAGGCGGGCGAAGAUGAGGAUGAGGAAGCGAAUAGGAGAUUCUUUGAUGAUAACUCCAGGAGCGAGUAGACUUGGAGUUGGACGACUUAGAGGCGGUGGAAGUGUCGACGAACAAAAAUGGAGAAGGAUGAAGAAAUAUAUAAAUCUGAAGAUUGAGGUUCUUGAUCCUGUCUUCACCUUCCGCCUCAACGUUCUUUUUUGACUUUUUACCAAACAAAACUGAAACUUGAUACACCAGAGAAUAGAGAAAUUUCGGGUCUUUGAAACUACAGAACACAAUUGGCAUCGUUGCAGUGAGGAACAGGAACUACAAAUGAUCCUUAUUUUACUUGUAACGCGGAACCGGAAGUAGCACCUACGCCUACCCGCCUAAGAAAAGUACAU